AAUUUACUGUUGCCACGCGGUGUGAUCGCUGAGCGCCAACACGCAAAAUACGUCAUCAAAAUCUAUAGGGCCGAUGGACUGCCAAGAAAUAAAUCAGGAAUAGUGGCCAACGUUAAGAAAGCACUCUCUAGUGAUACCAAACAAUUAGUCUCACCAUAUGUUCAGGUGUCGUUUGCGGGGAUGUCUUGUAAGACAUCUGUUAAGAAGAACUGUUGUACUCCCGUAUGGAACGAACAGAUAGUGAUCACAGAGAUGUUCCCCCCAUUAUGCCAACGCCUCAAAAUACAAAUCCGAGACUCGGAUCCCGUCAGCGAUAACAUAAUCGCCACUCAUUUCAUACCACUCUCUAAGAUAUCAAACGAGGGCUCAAAAGGGUUUUUACCGACAUUUGGUCCGUCUUUCAUAUACCUCUACGGCUCCAUAAGAGACGGCUCUAUAUUUGAAGAUCAGUCCGUUCUGAACGACGGCUUCUCUGAAGGCAUUAUGUAUAGGGGAAGGAUUCUGGUGGCCAUCCAUACAGAGAUACUCGAGUCAGUUGAGGCCAACAUAUCCGGGGUUAAUGUAGAGCCAACACAACCACUAAAUGAGAAUAACUACGGAAAGACCGAAGAGUUUUUGUUAUUUGCCUCAAUAUUUGAGUCCAAUAUGAUUGACAGGAAAUUUGCGGACAAACCCCUCCACUACGAAAUAUCUAUCGGCAACGAUGGCAUACAAGAGGAGGAGUUGGCUCAGGACUCGGCGGCGCCUACUUAUGAUAAUUUUGAUGAUAAAUCACUUUAUUUUGUCAAUAACAACAAUAAUCACUCAAAUGAAAAGCAAAACUUACUGUCAUUUGUUAGCCAACAAUACAAUUAUGACAUGAGAUCCACAACAGCGCCAAUUCGGCCGGUUAUGACGGAUCGCCAAUACUAUCAUUUGCCGAUCGAAGCGGAAAAGCCAUGUCUUUACCUCAAGUCAUCCCUACCUGACCACAGAAGACGAGCCUAUAAUUCUAAUAUCAUUGAGAAGAUUGGACUCAAUUUGGAGAUAGGAUUACUCGAUGUCCAGGAAAUGAUUCGACUCGAGAAACCACAUCCCGAUCGAAGACUUCGUGGGGUUCUCGAAGAACUCAUGACUGACUGCAGCCGAUUUCUGACAAUAAGCAAAGGGUUUGGAGGAAGUGCUAUCGGAAAGACCAAAUUGGACAAAGAAAGGGUUGUUAUGUCUCAACGAGAAAUUGAGACCAUUAUCGCCAACUCCAAGAAUAUCAAUCAAAAUACCAAUGAAAACAACAUAAGAGAUCAAAUAAAAAAUGUCUAUAAAAUUCUGAAUAAUCUUAAAGAAUUGACAAAAGAUCCCCAACACUCAAUGCCUGAUAUAUUCCUGUGGCUCUUAUGCGGUGACAAACGUAUUGCUUAUCAAAGACUGGAAACCAGACAUUACUUGUUCUCUAUAGUUGACGAGGAAUGCGGCAAAUCAUGCGCUAAACUCCAUAAUAUAUUCCUUAAACUAUCGGGAAAAAGAAACGAAGUAUUGAAUGGUUUGAUACAAAAUAUGGUUUAUCUGUACGUCUGGAUCGGCAACAAAAAACAUAAGAAAUAUUUUGCAAAAGGAUUGCCUAAAGGGUACCGAAUGUUAGAUGAGUUAGAAAGCGCCGAAAAGUCUCAUCUUAUGCCUCCCAAUACUAUAUACUACGAAAACGAAAGUAAACAUAGGUUUGAAUUACGGGCCCAUAUAUAUCAGGCUAGAAGUCUAUUUGCAAGCGAUUCGUCCGGUCUGUCCGACCCGUUUGCAAAAGUGAUUUUGUCGGACUCGUGUCAGACGACUGAAGUCAUUGAGGAGACAUUGAGCCCCACUUGGGAUCAGAUGCUUAUAUUUACAGACAUUACUCUCUAUGGCGAACGCAAUGAUCUAUUAAAUAAUCCACCCGUUAUUGUCAUUGAAAUCUACGACAGAGAUAAUGUGGGAAAGGCAGAGUUUAUUGGCAGAGCCGUUGCCAAAGAUAGUUAUAUCAGAUUUUCAGACAUGAAGUACUCGACCCCACAAUUGCAAUGGUUUGAUGUAUGGCGAGGGGACGAGGCGGCCGGGCAGCUAUUGGCCUUAAAUACCGGGUCUGUUAUGUAUGAGUUGGGUAUAUAUCCUGUGCCGGAAUCCAUUCGUCCAACGCUUUCAAAAUACAGAAUAGAAGUGCUCUUCUGGGGUCUGAGAGACUUAAAAAGGGUUCAAUUGAUGUCUGUGGACAGGCCUCGGGUGGACAUCGAGUGUGCCGGCAAUAUAUUGCAAUCGUCUAUUAUACUGAACUAUAAAAAGAAUCCAAAUUUUAUGAUUCCCGUCAAACACAUCGAUCUGGAACUGCCCGACCAAGAGAUGUAUUGCCCGCCCCUUACCAUUCGGGUCAUGGAUUGCAGGAGUUUUGGGCGCUUUGUAUUAGUGGGAACUCAUGUUAUUCCUUCCCUGUCCAGAUUCAAUGUGCACACUACUAAAGAGAUUUUCUCUUAUAAGAGACAGGAUGUCAUUAUUAAUGCAAAACACGUCGGAUUUUCCUUGGAUUUAAAUCCAAAAGUCUCGAAAAGUCAUUCAAAGAGUUCUCUGAAAGCACUCAAACAUAUGGUCCACGAGAGUCCAGAUAGUUAUGAGAUGGACGAGGAGGACAACAGCGACUGGUGGAGCCGAUACUUCGCCUCCGUUGAGCUCACCAUUCAAGACAACAUCGGAGACGUGACCGCAGUCUUAGAUGCCUUCGGGGACACCAAGAAGUCAAUGCAAAACAGUGCCCAUAAUUUCAGUAUUCAGUCGAAGCAAAGAAAAUCCUCAAACAAAUGUAUGUCUCCUAAGAAGGCCAGAGAGAAGGCAGACAAAGCAACGGUUGCCACCAAACAAACAUCCAAUUUGAUCCAAAUAUAUCCAAAUGAGUUAGAAUUGUGUCCACAAUUUGAUGGCUUCACAGAAUAUCUGCAAUCGUUUGAGUUAUUUAGAGGCAAACGAUAUGGCAAUGAUAGUGACGACCUUUCUAGGCUUUGUGGUAUAUUUAAAGGUUCACUUAAGCUAUAUCGCCACCCAUUUUCCAACUCGAUAUUUGAAUCCCGUUUCACACCCAGCAAUGAGCCAAUUAAUGUGUUGGUUCGUAUUUAUGUGGUCAAAGGAUCAGAUUUACAUCCAGCAGAUCUCAAUGGCAAAGCAGAUCCUUAUGUUGUCAUUAACUUGGGUUCAAAACGGGUCAGCGAUAAAGAUAACUACAUUUCUAAGCAAUUGAAUCCAAUAUUUGGAAAAUGCUUUGAAUUUGACGCCACUUUCCCUCAGGACUCGAUGUGUACGAUACAGAUAUAUGAUUGGGAUCUGUUUGGUACGGAUGAUCUGAUCGGGGAAACCAAAUUAGACUUAGAGAACCGCUUCUACUCUAAACAUAGGGCCACAUGUGGUCUCUCCAAAGUCUAUGAAACAUAUGGUCCAAACCAAUGGAGGGAUUCGCUAAAACCUUCACAAAUACUGCAGAAACUCUGCAGAGACCACAAACUGACGGGUCCUGUGAUUUCCCCACAGAAGGUGAGGGUUGGCUUAACAACAUUCAGAUUUGGAGACACCAGCAAUGAUGUGAUGACACAACUGCCCCUAAUGUCUGAAGAGGACAUGGCUUUGGUGGUACUUCACAACUGGAAGCAUAUUACCGGAGAGUUAGUCCCUGAACACAUUGAAACCCGCAGUCUAUACCAUCCCGACAAACCGGGUUUAGAUCAGGGAAAGAUUGAGAUGUGGGUCGACAUGUUUGCGAAGGACGGACCCGCACCUCCUCCUGCUAUCGACAUAUCUCCCCGCAAACCAAAGAGUUAUGAAUUGCGAGUAAUUAUAUGGAACACAGAAGACGUGCUCUUAGAGGACGACGCCUUCUUCACCGGCGAAAAGAUGUCUGACAUUUAUGUGAAGGGAUGGCUUACAGGACCUGAAGAUGUCCAGUGCACUGAUAUCCACUACCGGUCCCUCACCGGCGAAGGAAAUUUCAACUGGCGUUUUGUCUUUCCGUUUGAAUAUUUACCGGCAGAGGACAAGAUCGUCACAUCCAGGAAGGAGUCCAUGUUUUCGUGGGACGAGACGGAAUGCAAGAUCCCGGCGCGACUAUUCCUGCAGGUGUGGGACGCCGACCACUUCUCUGCCGAUGACUUUCUCGGGGCCAUCACUCUGGACUUGAACCGAUUUCCGAGAGGUGCGAAGACCGCCAAACUUUGCUCAUUAGAUAUGUUGAGGAACGACAGGUCCACACCUACUGUCUCACUGUUCAAACAGAAACGCAUCAAAGGCUGGUGGCCUUUCUACGGCAAUAAGGAUAAGGAUGACCCAGAACAUCUCGAAUUAACCGGCAAAGUGGAGGCAGAAUUGCAGCUCUUGACACGAGAGGAGGCUGAACGCAGUCCCGUCGGGUUUGGCAGAGGAGAGCCCGACCCUCUCGACCGGCCUAAUCGUCCCGACUCCUCAUUCCUAUGGGUUCUCAACCCAUUGAAAUCCAUUCGUUAUAUCGUUUGGCAUAACUAUAAAUGGCUUAUAAUCAAAGGCUUAUGCUUUGUGUUACUUGUAUUACUUUUGGCGCUAUUUGUCUAUUCAAUACCCGGGUAUACCGUCAAGAAAAUGAUUGGUGCUUAACAUA
Oppiella nova is the source of this 4615-nucleotide messenger RNA. NCBI's taxonomy places the organism in Eukaryota, Metazoa, Arthropoda, Arachnida, Sarcoptiformes, Oppiidae. The record is from the annotation of a GenBank genome assembly.